CCUCUGGCUUUGCAGUGCUGCAACCUGGCGCUGCAGGAGAACACCAAGGACCCCCUGAGCUUCAAAAUCUCGGACCUCUCCAUUCCUAAACAGCAGCACACGAUCCAGGUGAAGAAUCAGGAAGAGAAGCGACUUUGGAUUCAUUACCUGAAACGUUUGAUUGUGGAAAAUCACCCGGCAUCCAUUCCCCAGAAGGCCAAGCAAGUCCUCCUGGAGAACAGCUUCCAGGGAUCCCCAGACGGGGUCUUCAGCCCCGAGACCCCCAAGAGGCCCCUGCCUUCUCCUCCGCUGGACGAGCCCAGGGCCAGCCUGCGUGGCCGCCGGCAGUCAGAGCCUCCGGAGUCCAUGUACAGCCCCGAGAGAAUCCGGCGGAGCUGCCCCAUUUUACAGCUGGAGAAAAGCGGCUCUUAUCGCCGAGGCCGCCGGCAGUCAG
Thamnophis sirtalis is the source of this 433-nucleotide messenger RNA. The record is from RefSeq and is a predicted model, not a curated record. Lineage: Eukaryota; Metazoa; Chordata; Lepidosauria; Squamata; Natricidae.